UCAAAACAUCACAAGAAGAGAAAAAAAAAAAGAAAAAAAAAAAAUCUCUGCUUUCUUAGUAGACCUUUAGCUAUGGCCAUCUCUAAGGCUCUGAUUGCCUCACUUCUCAUCUCCCUCCUCGUCCUCCACCUUGCCGAAGCUCAUCAAACGACGAGUAAUGAAAGCGCGGUGGCCGGUAACCUUUCGGAGAAAAUUGAUUGUGGCAGUGCUUGUGAUGCCCGGUGCCGGUUAGCCUCCAGGCAAAAGAUCUGCAAGAGAGCUUGCGGGACUUGUUGUGCGCGAUGCAACUGUGUUCCGCCGGGUACUGCAGGCAACCAGGAGGUGUGCCCCUGCUACGCUAGCCUCACCACCCACGGUGGUAGGCGUAAGUGCCCCUAGAACCAAGUUAUCUCUCGAUUACUGGUGAUGUGAUGGACGUACGAAUAAAAGUUUGUAACGAAUAAUCCUGUGUAAUAGGGUUGCAAAGGGUCAUGGUGUUGAUUGACUUGGGAGUUCGUGUUUUGUAAUUGUUGUAAUGUAUAAAGAAAAAUAAAACUGAAAUAAUAAAGGCUUAGUUAUAUU
Molecule: messenger RNA, 561 nt
Organism: Rubroshorea leprosula
Lineage: Eukaryota; Viridiplantae; Streptophyta; Magnoliopsida; Malvales; Dipterocarpaceae
Source: the annotation of a GenBank genome assembly